Neolamprologus brichardi is the source of this 1821-nucleotide messenger RNA. RefSeq names its product complement component 1, q subcomponent-like 1-like 2 (gene c1ql1l2). Lineage: Eukaryota; Metazoa; Chordata; Actinopteri; Cichliformes; Cichlidae. Gene Ontology annotation, molecular function: protein binding. The record is from RefSeq and is a predicted model, not a curated record.
UCAUCCUCCUCUCUCUCUCUCUCUCUCUCACUCACUCACUCUCUCUGUCUCGCUCCCUCUGUCUCUCACUCCAUUCCUUUGGGCUCUGCAUCCUUCUUGCUUCUUCUCACAAGUCAGAUUGUGUUUGUAAGUACGUGCUGAAUGUCUUCGUGUGGAUGCUUGGGUUUCCUUAACUAUUUUUUGUGUGUGUGAGUGACUGCUUGGUUACUUUAGAGUGAGUUAGUGGAGCAGUGAGGUGUAUCAAGUGUAUGUGGGUCUUUGUCUCACCCUCACACACUCGCCGCUCCUCUUGCAACUCUUCUUGGGAUCUGUGGAUCCCUUUCCUCGGUGACAGGCUCCCCACACCAAGCAGUCACCAUUUCCGCCCCCGGGAGACCCACGCUGGCAGCGCAGCCUCUUCCCCGACUCAGCAUCGGGAGGAAGACCCUGGUGGCGGCUGCCGUAGGGGUUAUGCUGGUCCUGGUGCUGGUGGUGCUCAUCCCCGUGCUCGUCAGCUCCGUGGGUACAGAUGCCAGCCACUAUGAGAUGCUGGGCACCUGCCGUAUGGUGUGUGAUCCCUACAUGAACAAAGGCACUCCAGCCAGCAGCACGAGCUCAACCGGUCUUCAGGCUGAGGCAGAGGCGUUGAGUGACCACAGCAAUGUGCUUCCACCCUCCACCUUACUGCAGGGCCCACAGGGGAAGCCUGGCAGGCCAGGCAAACCGGGACCACCUGGACCGCCGGGAGAACCAGGGCCACCAGGGCCACCAGGACCAGCUGGACCUCCUGGUGACAGAGGAGAUCAAGGAAGGACUGGGAUUUUGGGUCUGGGGGGUAACGGAGCUAUCAGCACAGCCACCUACAGCACAGUACCUCGGGUGGCCUUCUAUGCAGGGCUUAAAAAUCCCCACGAAGGCUACGAGAUCCUCAAGUUUGACGAUGUGGUCACCAACUUGGGCAACAACUAUGAUGGCAUUUCGGGCAAGUUCAUCUGCAGCAUACCGGGUACAUACUUCUUCAUCUACCAUGUGCUGAUGAGAGGAGGGGACGGCACAAGCAUGUGGGCAGACCUCUGCAAGAAUGGCCAGGUUCGUGCCAGUGCCAUUGCCCAAGAUGCUGACCAGAACUAUGACUACGCCUCCAACAGCGUCAUCCUCCAUCUGGAUGCAGGAGACGAAGUGUACAUCAAACUGGAUGGAGGCAAAGCCCACGGUGGCAACAACAACAAGUACAGCACCUUCUCUGGCUUCAUCCUCUACGCAGACUGAGAACACACAGACACAGAGACAGUCAGACAGGAAGAGACUCAGACUAAGUGUAGUAUGACGGGGGGGAGGGGGUGUAUGUGUUAAAAGCCUGGAAUGCUUUCUAGUUUUCCUAAUUCUCUCCAUCAUCACGGACACCUCUGCUUCGUAUCCAUCAGUCAAGACAUCCAGGUUCUGUAGCCAAGUCUGGAUGCAAAGCUCCUGAGGACUGAGAGGAGCUCGGUUGGGCGUGUGUGGGAGGAGUGGGAUGUUAGGUGGAGGUGGGCCGGUUUUUUCCACACUCCUUGCCACAGUGCCACUGGUCAAAAGCUCCUCACUCUCAGUGUCUCUCCUCUUUAGCCCUGCUCCAUUGCACAGAAAUAUCAACAAAUAUGAAAACCCUGCUAAGUGGAUGAUCUCACCUCUUCUCUCCACAGCGGCAGCAGUCAGCUGCAGUAUCAGUGGACUGAAGUGACUGAAACUUAUAGUGUUGUUCCGUGAAAUUUUCCUUAGAUUGUGUUUUCAUUUUGUAGACAUGCAUAAUAUUCAACACGAGCAAGAUUUUAAAAAAAAGUAAUAAUAAAAGAGAAUAUAUUU